AUGAAGAGGAACUCGGACCCGGGCAACCGAUGUCGCUUCUCUUCCUACCAGCAGCGUUCAGAAGCGGAGGCAGGAAGCCUGGUGGACGGCUCCUCGCCACCGUCGAUCACCGGGCUGCCACACAGGGGUCCUCAGUGUAGUCCCACAGCAGCACCUCUCAGCCCGGAAGGUCCCCCGAAACUGCCCAGCAUCAUAGCAACAAGCCAAGCAGCCCGCAGGACGGUGCUGGCUGCGCGUGCCGGGCACUGGCAGAAACUCCAACCCGGGGCCAGUGCGGACGGCGGGAACGCUGCCUCGGAGCCACGACGGCCCCCCGAAAGCCGGUCUCGGCCGCCCUUGGUUCCUCCCCCGACGCCGGUGCUGGCGAGGCCACGCCGGGCGCCUGACUGCGCCGGGCAGGUCCCAGGGCCCUUUGGAGCGACGCCGAGCGGAGCGCGGCAGGUCCCCCCAGGAGGCUGGUGUGAAUUCUCGGGCCCAGGACAGCGAGGCCCAGAGCGGCGCCCCGCCGGCCUGCGGCCCGCGCGCAGCUCAGCCCGGGGUCCCAACGAGGGGCCUCCUGAGACGGCUGGGGCUUUGGGGCCGAGGCUUCUGCAGCCCCAAGAGCGGCUCCGGGGGGUGGCGGAGAGCCCUCCUCGCGCUCCCGCGGAGCAGCAGGCGGGAACCCGAGUGUGA
Molecule: messenger RNA, 672 nt
Organism: Orycteropus afer afer
Lineage: Eukaryota; Metazoa; Chordata; Mammalia; Tubulidentata; Orycteropodidae
Source: RefSeq, a predicted model, not a curated record